This is a messenger RNA of Haplochromis burtoni (Burton's mouthbrooder), 1615 nucleotides long. Its product is annotated as trichohyalin-like. Lineage: Eukaryota; Metazoa; Chordata; Actinopteri; Cichliformes; Cichlidae. The transcript has a single exon. Bases 164 to 1561 code for a protein of 465 amino acids. The record is from RefSeq and is a predicted model, not a curated record.
UCUCAUUGGCUUAGGGAGUGAUGAUGUCAUAGGGAAAUUUAAGAAUCUUAAGUCCUUUGAUGUUUUUCCUUAAGUAGGGGUGAGAAACAGCAAGUUUUAGUUCGUUUUAGCAGCAUCUGUGUUUGCAGCCUACAAAACGUUCACCACAGAAACAUUUGGAAAGAUGUCUGUGAAGGUUCUCUCUGCAGUUUCUUUGCAAGCUCCUUUGAAACAUUUGGAAAGCUCUUCAAAGUCAUCAUAUAGAAACUCCAACAUGUUUCCAAGAAAAAAACCACCAAUUCAAAAAGAUUACGCCCCCUGUCCUUCCUGGCGUGGCCGGCCAAUUUCCCCAAAUGGUGUCUCAUCCUUCCAAAGGGCUUUAGAGGAGAGUAGGAAGGAAAACUACCUUCUCCAGAAAAAAAUGCAACUAAUUGAAGAAGAGAAACUUCAACUGGAGGACAAGUGUAGACAAAUGGAAGCCCAAAAUAAAGAGCUGGAAGAAAGACAACAGCGUCAGCCGGACAUAAAAAUUCAAAUUCAAAUCAAGUUUGCUCAGACCCGAGAGCAGAUUGUGCACCUCAUUAAAGAAAACAGGCAAAAGAGUGCAGAACUAAAAGAAAUGACCAACCUGCUCCAAGACAAGAAAACGAUGAGUGAUAAGAUACAAUGGGAUCUCCAAUACAUGGACCGAAAAAAUCGGCUCCUCCAAAGACAGCUCCAUGAAGUUGUGGAAGAAAAGAAUAAAUUCCUCCAACAGAAGGAAGAGCAGGACAAAAAGCAACGAGACAUGCAGCACGAACUAAAGAGCAUGCAGGAAAAAUACCGAAUGCUGAAAGAAAGCCUGGAUGAAACACUGCGCCAAAAUAAAGACCUUCUUCAACAGAAAGAGCAACAACAAGAAAGACUGAAAGAAGGAAAACGCAUCGUCCAGGACUUUGAGUCUAAAAAUCUAAAACUGCAAGAGUUUUGUAAUCAGCUGGAGGACAAAGCAACUAAAGUGGAAGAAGAAAAGGACAAACUGGAGAAACGGUGCUCACAGAUGCAGAAAAGGAUCGAUCAGAUAGCGAGAAACAACUCCGAGCUCAUUAAGGGGAUUUUGGUGGAAUUCAAUAACCUGAAGCGUGAAAACACUCAAUUGCAGGCGCAAAAACAACAACAAGACAAAAUACAUGAAGACCUGCAGCUCACGCUCCAAGAAAUCCAGAAAAGAAACGAGCAGUUAGAAGACAAGCACAAAGAGGUCCAACAGAGAAAUGCAGACAUGCACGAGGACAAGCUGAUACAGGAGGCAACAUCCAAACAACUCAAAGACAAGCUUGAAGAAGAACAAGCAACAUUAGAAGAGGUGGAAAAAAGAUGUGAGAAACUUGAAGAACAAAACGCAGAAACCAUCGAUGAGCUGAGAAAUCUCAUCCUGGAAAAAAAAAGCGCUCGUGGAAAAGUGCAUGGGAAAAAAAAGAAAAAAUGGUUCCGCUUGUUCCAGAGGAGAGACGCUACUGCUUCCUCACCUGAUGUAGCCUCGUCUUGCUCCACCUCUGUUAACCCCCCCAACCAGUCCAGGCAGUUGACUGUCCCCUCCUGAGCCUGGUUCUGCCGGAGGUUUCUGCCCGUUAUAAAGGCAGUUUUUCCUCCCCAC